Molecule: messenger RNA, 1197 nt
Organism: Lichtheimia ornata
Lineage: Eukaryota; Fungi; Mucoromycota; Mucoromycetes; Mucorales; Lichtheimiaceae
Exons: 3
Coding region: 1-1197 (398 amino acids)
Source: RefSeq, a predicted model, not a curated record
AUGACGUGCGAUGAACCAACCAUUUUCAAUGCUUUUGAACCUAAAUUACGUCUCUUGAGCGAUCCUCACUUUUUGUUGCUUUACGUGCCCAACGACAAAGGAACCAAAAUGAAGUUGAUUCGUCCUGCAACCGAUACGUACCAUCAAAGCCGCAUUAUAGACAAGAUCCCUGACAAGGAAGAAAAGGAACCAGCAGAGGCGUCCAUUUUGCCACACUAUGCGCUCUCUCAUAUAUGGGGUAUCUCAAAGGCUAAUUUACAUUUAUGGCAAGAGAUCGGUGACUAUGUGGAUGAUGAAAAGGGACAACCUGCUGCACCUAUUUCGAUGCGACCUGAAAAACGCGAGACUUUGCUCAAGCUACUUGAACACCAUCCUGACAGCUAUUGGUGGAUCGACGUUUUGUGCGCACGCACGGAUACCCCCUUGGAUAUUAUGGGGGAUAUUUACGCUCAAUGCUAUAAAUGCUAUGCUCUGGUUGAUUGUGAUGCAGCUGUCAUACCCGAAAUACAAAGGAUUGGUUAUAAGCAUGAAGCGGUGCGAUUUCCAAGCGAAAGAAUACUUAGCAGCCUUCCAUCUGAAGUUGAUGUUUGGAAAGCGUUCAUCAAUUGUAAAUGGUGGCAGCGUGUAUGGACAUGGCAGGAAAUGGCGCUUCCUAAGGAAUUGGUGUUUAUAGCUGAAACUGCCAACGACAUGACCAAUGACAACAUGGUGGAGAUGUCCGAGCUAUUUUACUUUGGGGUAAACUUCCAUAAUAUACUAUCCCACGUGGAUGGUACGGAGGAAGGCGAUGAAGCUAUAAAGAGUUGGAACAAUGGGCCCUUUCAGUGGAUGUAUGAAGUAGGAGCUUCCCGGAGCUGCUACCGACCAUCUGCCCAUCACAUAGAAGACAUUAUAGCGAAUAGAAAGACAUUUCUCUUGGUCAAUGCGUUCUCAAAAUCAUCUCGGCAAUGCAUGGAUCCGGUUGAUUAUGUGUAUGGUGUAUUAGGCGUAUUCGAGUUCCAUAUCCCAAGAAACAUUGAACCCAAUCAAGUUUGGCAGCUUUUCUUAUCCAACCUGGAAAAAACGAUUGGUUGGUCUUGGUACCGGAUAAGUCGUCGUGCACGUCAUUUUGAUCUUGAGUCUGCUCGCAAUAUGGCUCAUGUAUAUCAAGGUUUAGUGAAAGAUAGACGCCAUAGCAUUCAUUGUAUUCUUAGUUGA